Molecule: messenger RNA, 2313 nt
Organism: Papilio machaon (common yellow swallowtail)
Lineage: Eukaryota; Metazoa; Arthropoda; Insecta; Lepidoptera; Papilionidae
Gene: Or-63
Exons: 17
Biological process (GO): detection of chemical stimulus involved in sensory perception of smell; sensory perception of smell
Cellular component (GO): plasma membrane
Molecular function (GO): olfactory receptor activity; odorant binding
Source: RefSeq, a predicted model, not a curated record
AUGGCGGUCAUCGUUGAUAAUGUCAACUUGUCCGUCCGUGUGUCACUGACAGCAUUGCGACUGGUCGGCUUCUGGGCGCCUGAGGGACUAACUAAGAACGGGAAAUGGUGGUACAAUGCAUAUGGUUUUUCCUGCUUUAUGUUUCUUUUGGGCACAUAUAUUAUAAUCCAAGUUGUGGAUUUAUUUUUGAUCUGGGGCAACCUACCGCUCAUGACGGAGACGGCUUUUCUGCUGUUCACAAAUUUGGCGCAGGUCGCCAAGUUCGUUAACCUAGCGGUGAGGGAGAGGAUGAUAAGGUUGAUCAUUAAUGAUGCUGAUCAGAUUCUGCGAAGAGAGAAUACAGAAGAAGGGAAAAAUAUUGUGAAGCAAUGCAAUCGUGAGACUGCGAUAUUUCAAUUCUUUUAUAUGUGCAUAACGCUGGUGACGAUGCUCGGGUGGGCCUUCAGUGCUGAAACGAACAUGCUUCCUCUUCGCGCUUGGUACCCAUACGACACUCGUCAAUCUCCGGCGUACGAGUUGACGUACUUGCACCAGGUGGUGGCGCUGUAUGUUGCGGCCAACCUGAACGUAUGCAAGGACUCCCUGGUGACAACUCUGCUGGCCCAGUGUCGCUGCCGUCUACGUCUCCUGGCCCUCGCCUUGAGGACUCUGAACAAGGAUUUAGAUGUUAAGGGAGAUAGGCUCACGGUAGAGCAAGAGGCGAUAGUGUCAGCUAGACUCCGUGAUUGCGUAGUGCGCCACCAGGCAGCGCUGCACGCAGCGGUGCAGCUGCAGACCUGUUUCUCAGAACCAACCUUCGCACAGUUCACGGUGUCUCUUGUCAUCAUUUGUGCAACAGCUUUCCAGCUAGUCUCUCAAGUUGGCAACGUAGUACGCUUGUUGUCUAUGGGGACGUAUCUACUUAACAUGAUGUACCAGGUCUUCAUCUACUGCUACCAGGGGAACCAAUUGUCUGAAGAGAGUGUAGGCGUUUGUGGCGCCGCAUACGCCGCUCCGUGGCACACGUUCAGCGCGCCGCUGCGCCGCUCUCUGCUCUUGGUGAUGUCGCGCAGCCGCCGCGCCGCUCGCAUCUCCGCUGGGGGAUUUACCGCGCUUUCGCUCGCAUCGUUCAUGUCUAUAAUCAAGGCGUCAUACUCUUUAUUCACAUUGCUGCAGCAAGUUGAAGAAAAAAUACCACUGACCUUGUUCUUAGUGUUAGGAUUGUGGGCACCGAACCACUUUCAAGGGUUACGAAAGUGGCUAUUUAAUAUUUAUACCUUUUUCUCUUAUAUGUUCUUAGUGGGCAUUUGCAUCACUGUACAACUUGGCGAUCUUUACCAAGUGUGGGGCAAUGUACCUCUGAUGACAGCCACCAUGUUUCUGAUCUUCACCAACCUUGCUUUCAGCGGUAAAUACAUAUAUAUUAUAUUAAGAAAGACACAGAUACAAAGCAUAAUCGCUGAGGUGAAGGAGGAAUUGGAUGCAGAGUCUAGAGAUGAGGGAAUAAAAGUUAUUAAAAGUUGUAAUCGUGAGACGACUAUCCAAUAUUACGGAUAUAUCUGGCUGUGUUACGUUACUAUACUGGGCUUGGCUCUUAGUGCCGAGAUGAAUCAACUACCUUUGCGAGCUUGGUAUCCUUAUGAUGUGUCUAAGACUCCUGCCUAUGAAAUUACGUACUCGCAUCAGUGCAUAGCACUUCUUCUUGCUUCAGCACUGAACGUCAGCAUCGACACGUUGGCCACGACCCUCAUCUGCCAAUGUCGCUGUCGCCUGCGUUUACUAGCUCUAUCCCUCACCACGCUUUGUGAUGGCGCACUGGUGGAAAAUAAGAGUCAUGUUUCAUGUAAUGAAGAGGUAGUGAUGUCCCGCCUACGUAAAUGCGUCCAGCGCCAUCAAGCGGCGUUGGAGUACGCUCGCCUCUUGCAACUCUACUUCUCAGCACCGAUCUUUGGCCAGUUCUUAGUAUCUGUACUUAUUAUUUGUGCGACUGCUUACCAGUUGGCUUUUGAGUCAUCGAGCUUAGUACGAAUUUUUACUAUGAUAACAUGUUUACUAGACAUGAUGCUUCAAGUUUUUCUUUACUGCUACCAUGGAAAUGAACUCAUUCAUGAGAGUGAGAAUAUAAAAGAAGCAGCGUACGCGUGUCCGUGGUACUACUGCAGCGUUCCUGUGCGGCGCAUGUUGCUACUCGUGACCACCAGAAGCUAUCGACUUGCUAGGCUGCGGGCGGGAGGGUUCACUGAACUCUCCCUCAUUUCAUUUAUGGGUAUAAUCAAGGCUUCUUACACAUUCUUCACAGUACUUCAACAGGUGGAAGAGUAAAGAAAUUCAUAA